Rotaria sp. Silwood1 is the source of this 1053-nucleotide messenger RNA. Lineage: Eukaryota; Metazoa; Rotifera; Eurotatoria; Philodinida; Philodinidae. The record is from the annotation of a GenBank genome assembly.
AUGGAUGAUAUUGGAGAUUUGUUCGAAUUCAUUAAAGAUAAAAUUGGUUUAAAAAUUGUUACUAUAUUUUUAUAUAUGACACUUCGUCAUUUUGGUAUAAGUUGGGUUAAAUGUGAUGAUUUUUUAAAAAGGAUUGGUGCAUUAACGACUAAAACAGCUAAUAAAUGGGCUAAUAUUUUUUUAUCUGGUAGUUUUGAUGAAUUUAUUAGCGAAGGUCGAGGUGGAACACAUAUUCCCAGUUUUUACGAUGUAUUUCCUGAUAUUGAAUUAUCAGCUGAAAAUUAUUUUGUUCAACAAUGUUCUGCAAAAGCAGCUGAUUUUGAUGCAUUUGAUUUAGCAAAAUGUAUUGAUGAACAGUUUUAUAUGAUAACUGAUAUUAAAAAAGAUCCUAAUGAUUCAUUAAUUCGUUCAGUACAAUCAUGUCGUUUGGACCUUCGAAGAUGGGGCGCUCGUUUUGAAUCUAAUUCGCAACGUCCCUACUUUGAAGGUCACGAACAGGAAGACAUAGUCCAACAUCGUACAGAAUUUUUACAGCAUUUUCUUCCAAAAAAAGAUUCGUAUUACUUAAUAACCGAAGGUGCACAGCCAAAAUGGCAAAUCCCAACAGUUGAGACAUCAACUAUUCUGAUCUUUCACGAUAAAAGUACCUUUCGAAGCGGUGAGGUGUCAGCUAAACGCUGGUUAUACAAUGAUCAGGCGUCAUUUUAUUCUAAAGGUCGUGGUAGAUCUAAUAUGUUGUCAGACGUUUCGGUCAUGCAUCAGUCAGGUCCAUUUUUUCAAUUAAGUCCAGCUGAAUAUAAUAAAGCAUUAAAGAAAUAUCCAAAAUUAGAUGAAGAACAAGAUGUUGAUUAUAUAGAAUGUCCUGCUAGUGCAUCUGUGCACGUUAGUUCUGAUGGAUAUUUUGACAAUUCAACCAUAUUAGCACAAUUCGAGCGAUUAUUUAAAUUACUAGAAUUCAAAGAAUGUUUUAAUAAUCACAGAAUUGAAAUAGUAGUGGAUAAUGCUCGUACUCAUUCAACUCGUGCUUAUAAUGUAUUAGAUUUCGGAAAAUGA